Molecule: messenger RNA, 1635 nt
Organism: Chelonus insularis
Lineage: Eukaryota; Metazoa; Arthropoda; Insecta; Hymenoptera; Braconidae
Product: tektin-4-like
Exons: 7
Coding region: 1-1572 (523 amino acids)
Biological process (GO): cilium assembly; cilium movement involved in cell motility
Cellular component (GO): microtubule cytoskeleton; nucleus
Source: RefSeq, a predicted model, not a curated record
AUGUUGCAACGUCAGUUCCUAGACGAAAGAUGUACUCUGAAUGAUCCAGGAAGAAUCAGAGACGAACGAUGUUGCAUUGGUGACCUCCCGACGGCCGAAAGUGAAAUGAAAAGUCGAAGGAUCGAACCAUGUCAUCAACUGAAUUACAAAAAUGGAACGGUAUUAGGGGAUGAUUGUCCUACAGUUAAUGUUCUGAGAGAACGCAUAGGGAAUGAUGAAAAACCACCAUACUUCCCUCAGCCAGAAGAUAAUAUUCCUCCAAAAGCUGAAGGACCGAUGGGGCCAAUUGGUCCUUGGGCAACUGGUCGGCCUGUUUUUUCUCCCACGACAGGGAUGACUGGCAUACGACCUGUUGUUGAUCGUUAUUCUAUGACUCGAUAUACUCCUGCUCAAUGGAGAAUACACAAUCAAACGUUUUUUGAUCAAUCUACUAAAAUAAUCAAUAAUGCUCGAACAAUAACCAAGAACUUUAGACAGUCCAACAAUAAAAUUUAUAAAGAAACAGACAAAAAUCAACUGGAAAAUAGAGAUAAAUUAAGUAUACGAGCCAGCGAAAUUCAUCAUUUCAAAGCCCAACUCGAGCAAGCUAUUCUUGAGCUAACUGAUGAGAUUGAAUUGCUGGAAGGUGAACUCUGUCGCGUUAAACAAUCUCUUUCGAUCUUAAUAAUCCCAGAAAAUAUUUCUGGAGAAUUUUUACAACUGAGAUCUUUGAGGAUGGAGCCUGACCUGGUUCGUGAUAAAGUUGAAGAUGAAUUAGUAAAAGAAAUUGCUUUAUUAGCGGAAGUAAGAGCUUUACUCACCCAAAAACGUCAAUCCAUCGAAGAUCAACUAGUCGAGUUAAAAACUGCAAAGGCACGAGCAGAAUUCGACAUUACUGACAAAAUCGAUGCUUAUACAAUCGAAUCAGAGUGUGUCGGAUUAACUAAUGACUCUCCGUUGAUUAUGAUGAAGCCCGGAGCUACCAGAGUUUCAUCAGAGCAAUCAUGUCCUGAAGAAUAUAAAAAAUUCACUAAAGAAAAUUUAGAAUAUUGCGAAAAUGUCAGACAAAAAUCGAUUGCGCUUCGUCUCAAUUUAGAUGCCACUUACUUGAAAGCAGUAAAAGAUCUUCGUAGCCAAGCAAUUCAGGUAGAUGCUGUUUUAGCAGAAAAGGUAGACAUGACAGAACAAAUUUGUCAGGAGCUGGAAAAGGAAUUAGUAAAUUGUCUUAAUGAACUUACUGAUAUUGAGCAGUUGAUAGAAGAACUUCGAGGAGCUUCAAAAGGCUUGAAUGAUGCAAUGAAAGUGGCACAAUCACGUCUGGAUUAUCGUCUUCAACGAAAAAAUAUUGAAAGCUGUCGUGAUGUUCCUCAAUAUAGAUUGAUUGACGAGGUAAAAACGAUACAAGAAAAUUUAACAGCAAUGGCAGGUCAAUUGAAAAGUGCUGAGGAAACACAAGCAGAUCUGGUGAAAUCUCGUGGUGAUUUAGAACGUGAAAUAAUGGUGAAGAAAAAAAGUCUUUACAUAGACAGAGAUCGUGGACAAUUGCUUCGCUCAUACUACCCAUCCGCUGAAGCAUUGUCUGGCCACGUAUAAAUCCGACGUUCCGGCUCGACAACUGCCAAUGAAUUUUUAAUCCUUUUAGAAUUACCUUUUACA